This is a messenger RNA of Pomacea canaliculata, 561 nucleotides long. RefSeq lists its product as uncharacterized. The transcript is spliced from 4 exons. The coding region runs from base 169 to 495 and encodes 108 amino acids. The record is from RefSeq and is a predicted model, not a curated record. Lineage: Eukaryota; Metazoa; Mollusca; Gastropoda; Architaenioglossa; Ampullariidae.
UAGGAUGGGGUGGAACGGUGCUUGUAUUAUGAUUACGUCAUACAUCGUGACUGAAACAGAUCGGUGUUUCACACACCCAGGCACUAUAUAAUCCCAGCUUCUAGUCGGAGACAUCAAUUGACCAUUCUCUGCAGACUGUCAGGCCCCCAACCUCUGCCAAACUUCACCAUGAAGGUUCUGUGUCUCCUGGUUCUCGUGACUGCUGCCUACGCUGCCCCUAGGGAAUUAGCCGACUUCCAGAAGCGCGUCUUCUUGGACAGCCUGGGCCUUAGCCAUCUCUUUAACCUCGACACCCUGACAUCAACCGUCUGCGGAAUCGUGGCUCUGGGUGGAAGUUCCGACACCGAGACCCAGUGCGAGGGUCUGUGCCACCAGGUGCUGUCAGGUGAAACAGUUGCUGAGAACCUUCUACACAGCGGGUGUCCUCUCCUCUGUAACUCAUUCCAGUAUCUGCUCCACCUCGUCCCGUUUUGUCCCACAGCUGCAUCCAGCUGAACACGUUCCAACAACCAAUAUGAUAUAAAGAUCAGUUCAUAUGAUAAUAAAAUCUUCUAAAAUAUA